GCCCAUGGUACCAGUUAUAAACUGACUACAAUCAAAUUAUAUUACUAUUAAUAAUAACAACUCAAUAAUCACAUAAUCAUGUCCAAAAAUAAUACUUUAGUACUUUACUACAAAUUUAAUAAUUCUGUCACACUGACGCGCGACGUUACAACGGUUAUACCUAUUGUUAACAACAAUUUUACAUUUUACGUUCAUUAUGAGUGAAAAAAGAAAAACUUUGUACAAUUAUUUUGAAAAAAGAACGAAAUUUGAUAAUGGGAAUACUAAAGAAGAGAAAAAAUCGUCAGCAGAUUUGGUGGAUUCGGAGAAAAACAAUUUCAAUUUUGAAGAGAAAAAAUCGUCAGCAGAUUUGGUGGAUUCGGAGAAAAACAAUUUCAAUUUUGACUCGAUGAACUACAUAUUGCUACUGUGCUUAGAAUUGUUCAACAACAGUGUUCGUUCAACACAAAAUAUUUUCUACCUUAUAAACUGGUCGAUCACAUCUACACGAAAGAUAACGUUGCCAAACAUUUGAAUAUUGUACACGCAUAACACAUGA
This is a messenger RNA of Aphis gossypii (cotton aphid), 538 nucleotides long. RefSeq lists its product as uncharacterized. The transcript is spliced from 4 exons. Lineage: Eukaryota; Metazoa; Arthropoda; Insecta; Hemiptera; Aphididae. The coding region runs from base 197 to 514 and encodes 105 amino acids. The record is from RefSeq and is a predicted model, not a curated record.